Tetranychus urticae (two-spotted spider mite) is the source of this 1257-nucleotide messenger RNA. Its product is annotated as 28S rRNA (uridine-N(3))-methyltransferase. The record is from RefSeq and is a predicted model, not a curated record. NCBI's taxonomy places the organism in Eukaryota, Metazoa, Arthropoda, Arachnida, Trombidiformes, Tetranychidae.
UGCUUUUUAGAUCAGCUGUGGAAGGCAUGUUGCAAAUUGUUUACCUUUUUCUGUGAUAAUUAAAUGUUUUUUGUGGACGCAACUAUUUUAUAUUGUUAUUAAUUGUCAUCAAUAUUCACCUUUAGAUGGGGAAAGUUAAAAAUAAUGAAACUAAAUCAACCACAUCCUUGGUACCACAAUUAAAAGUCGACUGGCGGGAGCUUAGACGUCAAAAGCAGAAGUGGAAGAAGGAAAAAGAGGACAAGAAAGCUUUGAAACAGGUGAAAGAGGAGGAAAAGAAAAAGGUUGAAGAGGAUAACAAGAAGAAAGAAGAAUCAGAAGGAAUCCAUUAUACAAUUAGCGUUGCCGUUCCUGGUUCAAUAUUGAAUAACGCUCAAUCGCCCGAGCUAAGGUCUUAUCUGAUAGGUCAGAUUGCACGAGCCUGUGUCAUAUUCAAUUGUGAUGAAAUUGUAAUCUAUGAUGAAUAUGCUAUUCCAGAAAGUUUGAAUGACGAAGCCUUGAGGCGUGAUAAUAGGAGAAGAUGUUUAGCACAAAUGGCUAAAGUUUUACAAUAUUUAGAAUGUCCACAAUAUUUAAGAAAACAUUUAUUUCCAUUACACGAGGAUUUGCAAUAUGCAGGUCUUUUAAAUCCACUUGACACCGGUCAUCACCUCAAAGAAUCAGAUGAAUCACGAUUUAGAGAAGGGAUUGUCACCAACAGCGUUCACCCUGACAAAGGAGGUUGCUAUAUUAAUGUCGGCUUAAAGAAGGAUGUUUUCAUCAAAGAAUCGUUAACUCCUGGUUUGCGAGUAACUAUUGAACUGGAUACUGAUCAAUCAUCAAAAAAGUUAAAAGGAAAACCAAUUCCUCCCAGUGGACCAAAAGAUCGAGCAGGUUUAUAUUGGGGCUACAGUGUUCGCUUAGCUUCGAGUUUAUCGGAUGUUAUAGCUGAAUGUCCUUAUGAUGGUGGCUACGAUCUCACUAUCGGAACAUCAGAGCGAGGUGAUAAUGUGGAUGAAAAAAUCGAUUCACUGCCUGAUAAUUUUAAACAUUGUUUGAUUGUUUUUGGUGGUUUAAAGGGUAUUGAAGCAGCUAUUGAUGCUGAUACCAAAUAUUCAAAUAUCGGUGACCCUCGCGAUAUUUUUCAAUUUUAUCUGAAUACAUGUCCGAAUCAAGGAUCUAAUACCAUAAGAACAGAAGAAGCCAUUUUAGUCUCCUUAGCCGCCUUAAGACCUAAAUUAAUGAAACCAAAUAAAAAAUCUUUGACAUAGAUAACAA